Messenger RNA from Zasmidium cellare ATCC 36951, 663 nucleotides. RefSeq lists its product as uncharacterized. Gene Ontology annotation, biological process: riboflavin biosynthetic process; FMN biosynthetic process. Gene Ontology annotation, cellular component: mitochondrion. Gene Ontology annotation, molecular function: riboflavin kinase activity. The record is from RefSeq and is a predicted model, not a curated record. The transcript has 2 exons. Bases 1 to 663 code for a protein of 220 amino acids. NCBI's taxonomy places the organism in Eukaryota, Fungi, Ascomycota, Dothideomycetes, Mycosphaerellales, Mycosphaerellaceae.
AUGCGACCAGACAAGCCACGAGAUCCAAUUGCUGGACCUGACGACGGGCCUGAGCCGCCGUUUCCCUUGCGGCUAAAUGGCAAAGUGAUCAAAGGAUUUGGACGAGGCAGCUCGGAGCUCGGGAUACCUACUGCAAACAUCCCUCUCUCCGGCCUGUCCAUCGGCGGCCACGAGGAUGUCGAGUCUGGCGUCUACUUUGGCUGGGCCGGCCUUUCGCCCUCCAAGGCCACCCAUCAGCAUCCGCCCGGCACCGAGAGCAAGUACAAGCACAUGGCUGUGAAGGUGUACGAGACGCUGAAUGCGGUGCUGUUCGGCACGAUCAAAGAGGAAGAGCAGAAGAAUAGCUGGACGAAGGAUCUGGGCGCGGUAUACCCGAUGGUCAUGUCGAUUGGCUGGAAUCCGUUCUACAAGAAUACUGUGCGGAGUGUGGAAGUGCACAUCAUGCAUCACUUCGAGACGGACUUCUACGGCAGCCAUAUGAACUUGGACAUCCUGGGCUUCAUACGGCCUGAGCUGGACUACGUGAGCAAGGAGAGCUUGAUCGAGGAUAUCAAGACGGAUAUUGAUGUGGCAGGGCGGAGUCUGGCUCGGCCAGCAUAUGCCAAGUUCAUCAAAGACCCAUAUCUGCUGGAUUUCAAAGAUAAAGAUGAGGUUGCCAGCUAG